ACAAGGCUGAAAUGUCAGAGCUGACAGACCUCAUUCACUGCAGAGACACAGACCGGAGCUCAAACCAACACAGUGAACUCAUUGGUCAUUGGUCAUUGUCACUGAGGAAUGAAAUGGCGCAGAGAGAAUUUCAACUGGAGCAGGAAACGUUCUGCUGUCCGAUCUGUCUGGAUCCACUGAAGGAUCCGGUGACUACUGGCUGUGGACACAGCUACUGUAAGAGAUGUAUAAACAACCACUGGGACAAUGGGGAGGAGAGCGGAAGCUACAGCUGUCCUCAGUGUAGAGAGACCUUCACACCGAGGCCUGUCCUGGUGAAGAACACCAUGUUAGCUGCUUUAGUGGAGGAGCUGAAGAAGACUGGACUCCAAGCUGCUCCUGCUGAUCACUGCUAUGCUGGACCUGAAGAUGUGGCCUGUGAUGUCUGCACUGGGAGAAAACUGAAAGCUCUCAAGUCCUGUUUGGAUUGUUUGGCCUCUUAUUGUGAAAAACACCUCCAGCCUCAUCUUCAGUCAGCUCCAUUGAAGAAGCACAAGCUGGUGGAGCCCUCGGAGAAGCUCCAGGAGAACAUCUGCUCUCGUCACGACGAGGUGAUGAAGAUGUUCUGCCGCACUGAUCAGCAGUGUAUCUGUUAUCUCUGCUCUGUGGAGGAACAUAAAGACCACGACACAGUGUCAGCUGCAGCAGAAAGGACUGAGAGGCAGAGAGAGCUCGGGCUGAGGAGACAAACAAUCCAGCAGAGAGUCCAGGACACAGAGAAAGACGUGAAGCUGCUUCAACAGGAGGAGGAGGCCCUCAAUGGCUCUGCUGAUAAAGCAGUGGAGGACAGUGAGGAGAUCUUCACUCAGCUGAUCCGUCUGCUGGAGAAAAGAAGCUCUGAUGUGAAGCAGCAGAUCAGAUCCCAGCAGGAAACUGAAGUGAGUCGAGUCAGAGAGCUUCAGGAGAGACUGGAGCAGGAGAUCACUGAGCUGAAGAGGAAAGACCAUGAACUGAAGCAGCUCUCAGACACAGAGGACCACAACCAGUUUCUACACAACUACCCCUCACUGUCACCACUCAGUGGAUCUACACACUCAUCCAGCAUCAGGAUCCGUCCUCUGAGGAACUUUGAGGACGUGACAGCAGCUGUGUCCCAGGUCAGAGGUCGACUACAGGACAUUCUGAGUGAGACAGAGACACAGAUUUUACAGAUUGUGUCUCAAGUGGAUGUUUUACUGCCACAACCAGAGCCAGAGACCAGAGCUGACUUCUUAAGAUAUUCACAGGAAAUCACACUGGAUCCAAACACAGCAAACAAACGUCUGUUAUUAUCUGAGGGAAACAGAAAAGUAAAUUAUACAAGUAAAGAUCAGUCUUAUUCUGAUCACCCAGACAGAUUCACUGGUAGGUGUCAGGUCCUGAGUAGAGAGAGUCUGACUGGACGUUGUUACUGGGAGGUGGAGAUGAAGGUGGGAGGAGGAUUAGUUGAAGUAGCAGUCGCAUACAAGAAUAUCAGCAGAGCAGGACACUCACAUGAAUGUAGAUUUGGAUUAAAUGAUAAAUCUUGGUCAUUAUAUUGUGGUGGAAACGGUUAUCACUUUUAUUACAACAGCAUCCAGACUCCAGUGUCAGGUCCUGUGUCCUCCAGAGUAGGAGUGUACCUGGAUCACAGUGCAGGUGUUCUGUCCUUCUACAGAGCCUCUGACACCAUGACUCUCCUCCACAGAGUCCAGACCACAUUCACUCAGCCUCUCUAUGCUGGAGUUAGUGUUUAUACUGGAUCCACAGCUGAGUUCUGUAAACUCAACAAGUGCAAUCUGAAAACUGAUGCACCACCACAAGAGGGCGCCUUUGUUUUGGAAACUGAGAUCCAGGACGGUGAGAUGGCUCAGAGAGAAUUUCAGCUGGAGCAGGAAACGUUCUGCUGUUCGAUCUGUCUGGAUCUACUGAAGGAUCCGGUGACUACUGGCUGUGGACACAGCUACUGUAAGAGCUGUAUUAACAACCACUGGGACAAAGGGGAGGAGAGAGGAAGCUACAGCUGUCCUCAGUGUAGAGAGACCUUCACACCGAGGCCUGUCCUGGUGAAAAACACCAUGUUAGCUGCUUUAGUGGAGGAGCUGAAGAAGACUGGACUCCAAGCUGCUCCUGCUGAUCACUGCUAUGCUGGACCUGAAGAUGUGGCCUGUGAUGUCUGCACUGGGAGAAAACUGAAAGCUCUCAAGUCCUGUUUGGUUUGUUUGGUCUCUUAUUGUGAAAAACACCUCCAGCCUCAUCUUCAGUCAGCUCCAUUGAAGAAGCACAAGCUGGUGGAGCCCUCGGAGAAGCUCCAGGAGAACAUCUGCUCUCGUCACGACGAGGUGAUGAAGAUGUUCUGCCGCACUGAUCAGCAGUGUAUCUGUUAUCUCUGCUCUGUGGAGGAACAUAAAGACCACGACACAGUGUCAGCUGCAGCAGAAAGGACUGAGAGGCAGAGAGAGCUCGGGCUGAGGAGACAAACAAUCCAGCAGAGAGUCCAGGACACAGAGAAAGACCUGAAGCUGCUUCAACAGGAGGAGGAGGCCCUCAAUGGCUCUGCUGAUAAAGCAGUGGAGGACAGUGAGGAGAUCUUCACUGAGAUGAUCCGUCUGCUGGAGAAAAGAAGCUCUGAUGUGAAGCAGCAGAUCAGAUCCCAGCAGGAAACUGAAGUGAGUCGAGUCAGAGAGCUUCAGGAGAGACUGGAGCAGGAGAUCACUGAGCUGAAGAGGAAAGACCAUGAACUGAAGCAGCUCUCAGACACAGAGGAUCACAACCAGUUUCUACACAACUACCCCUCACUGUCACCACUCAGUGGAUCUACACACUCAUCCAGCAUCAGGAUUCGUCCUCUGAGGGACUUUGAGGACGUGACAGCAGCUGUGUCCCAGGUCAGAGGUCUACUACAGGACAUUCUGAGUGAGACAGAGACAGAGAUUUUACAGAUUGUGUCUCAAGUGGAUGUUUUACUGCUACAACCAGAACCAGAGACCAGAGCUGACUUCUUAAGCUAUUCACAGGAAAUCACACUGGAUCCAAACACAGCAAACAAAUAUCUGUUAUUAUCUGAGGGAAACAGAAAAGUAACAUGUAAGAGAAAAAAAAAGUCUUAUUCUAAUCACCCAGACAGAUUUACUUAUUGGCCUCAGGUCCUGAGUAGAGAGAGUCUGACUGGACGUUGUUACUGGGAGGUGGAGGUGGAGCGUGGGGUGUAUGGAGGAGUUGGUAUAGCAGUCACAUACAAGAACAUCAGCAGAGCAGGAGACUCACCUGAAUGUGAAUUUGGAUUCAAUGAUAAAUCUUGGUCAUUAUACUGUUAUAGAAACAGUUAUAACUUUCAUUACAACAACAUCAACACUCCAGUGUCAGGUCCUGUGUCCUCCAGAGUAGGAGUGUACCUGGAUCACAGUGCAGGUGUUCUGUCCUUCUACAGAGUCUCUGACACCAUGACUCUCCUCCACAGAGUCCUGACCACAUUCACUCAGCUUCUCUAUGCUGGAGUUUGGGUUUAUUAUGAUGGAUCCACAGCUGAGUUCUGUAAACUCAAAUAGACUUGAGUCAUUAAAAGCAGUGAUUCAGAUUUUGUGUGUAAAUCUUUAACUUCUUUUGUCUCCAUGUUUGUUGAUCAAAGUUCUUCGUGGUGACGUUUCUGCUCCGCACAGAGAUCAGCUGUCAAUCAUUCCAGACGGGCGGCACUAUGACGUCCUCUCAUUGGUCGUUGUGUUGAUGUUUCAGUUUGUUGAGCUGGAUCCAUGUUGCAUCUCACUGCUCGUUGCUUUAAGCUGCAGAAGCUUGGGUGAAGCUUUCACAUUUCUCCUUGCAGAACAAGUGCAAUCUGAAAACUGAUGCACCACCACAAGAGGGCGCCUUUGUUUUGUGGACCACACCCUGGGGUAUGUGUUGUGCACACAACUUUCAUGUUUCAGGCUGGACUCUGUCACAGCCUGGCCUUAUGAAACAUUCUAACAUGUCUCUUUACCUUCAGCCGCGCUGCAGAGGUUAUCCAAAUGAAGCUCUUCUUGGGUUUUUCAGAAUGAUGUGAAAAACCCAAAAGGUGAAAUAUGUAACUGCACUUUUAAAAAAGAAAAUCCCCGACAUGAGCAUUUGUUUUCAUUGUUUGCUUCUUUAAAUUGGCUUAAGUCUUUAUUUGUGUUUUCAGUUGAAGAAUUGUUAAUGUGCUUAUUUGGUUUCUGUGUUGAAAAAGCAGUAAGUGUAUAGUCGGGGGACUUUGUUUUUAGGGCUGCAACUUAUUCAGUGAUUGAUUUCAUCAGUUCAAUCAUCAAUCAAUCAAUCAAUCAAUCAAUCAAUCAACCAAUCAAUCAAUCAAUCAAUCAAUCAGCUCCAUAGUACAAGACAGGGUUCCAUAAUGCUCAUGACUGUUUAGUUUAGAUAUUUUUGGAAAAAGAAGACCCCUCACCUUUGAGACGGUGGUACCAGAGGACGUUUGACAUUUUCUUGUGUAAUUUAAUGUUCAGAUUUUCUGAUUUGAAAUUAUGUUUUAUAUAAUCUACUUGCAUCAUGUCAAUUAUGAUUGUAUUAACUUGUAUUAUUAAUUG
Pleuronectes platessa (European plaice) is the source of this 4550-nucleotide messenger RNA. RefSeq lists its product as uncharacterized. The transcript is spliced from 3 exons. Gene Ontology annotation, biological process: protein ubiquitination. The coding region runs from base 12 to 3545 and encodes 1177 amino acids. The record is from RefSeq and is a predicted model, not a curated record. Gene Ontology annotation, molecular function: ubiquitin-protein transferase activity; zinc ion binding; protein binding. NCBI's taxonomy places the organism in Eukaryota, Metazoa, Chordata, Actinopteri, Pleuronectiformes, Pleuronectidae.